GUUAAAACGACACACGAACUUGCAGACAUACAGAAACUACACUUGAAUAAAGUCACCAUAUUCAACAGAUCUGUUUGAAAUGGGAGUAAAUGACACAGGAAUCAAAGACCUAUCAGAAAUAAUAUAUUUAGAGGAUAACAUUUUUGAAGAAAAUUAUAGUACCUGGAAAAACUGGACGCCAGUGGAGACGAACAGAAUCGAAAAUUUUUUUAGCACUAACAGCGUGAGAAUUUCUCUGAUUUUAGCCUAUACAUUUGUAUUUGGUUCUUGCUUUCUGGGUAAUUUGUUGGUAAUUUUGAUAGUAGCAUUUCAUAAACGGAUGCGCACAGUCACGAACUUCUUUUUGGUAAACCUUGCUGUAGCUGACUUAUGUGUUGGAUUGUUCUGUGUGUAUCAAAACUUGUACAACUACUUAACAACGAGUUGGUCCCUUGGAAAUUUUUUGUGUAAAAUGUAUCAUUUUGUACAAAGUCUGAGCUAUACUACUUCCAUUGGUAUUUUGACAGUGAUUUGCAUAGAGCGAUACAUAGCCAUUGUGCUUCCAAUGUGGAAAAAACGCAUUAUCACUCUACGACGGUUGCGUUUUGUUAUCAUUAUUGUGUGGUUAGUGAGUGCUGUAUAUUGUUCUCCGCGACUUUUCAUGUUUGGAACAUCUGUUGUGCCACUUAAGGGUGAAUAUUUUGUCAUCUGUCAUAUGAAACGAGCCUUGUACAACUCCAAAACGUACGACAUUGUGAAUUUUGUUGUGUGUUUUCUUCUCCCGUUAAUUAUAAUAUCAGUUAUGUAUUCCAUUAUAUGCGUUCGUCUUUGGAAAAACCAGAUGCCGAAACAACCAGAUGAGAUGCGAUUGAGAACAUUUAGUAAGGCAAUACAAAAUAACAGUACGGUUUCCUCAGUAAUGGAAAGAAAGGAAGAUGCUGACAGUUUAAAGGCUGAAAAUUCAACAAUAGUUUUACAUAAGGAAUUACCGAGAUCUAGAAACUGGCGAAAAAGAACGAGAACUUUAAUUCUCAGAAGAAAUUCGCAGCAGAAUGCUAACACACCAGUCAUUAAAGCUCGACGAAAAGUGAUACGGUUACUAGUGGCUGUUGUAUUUACGUUUAUGCUCUGUAACCUGCCAUUUCAUGCGAGAAAAUUUUGGCAGUACUGGUCACCUAACUAUCAAGGUGGUAGUUCUUCAUCAGCCAUCUUUACCAUCGUCACAAAUUUGAUAUUAUACCUCAACUCGGGUAUAAAUCCGAUUCUGUACGCCUUUCUCUCCAGAAAGUUUCGGCAUUCGAUAAUGGAUCUAGUACAUUGUCGUGUGGAGAAAAGAUUAACUUUUCGGAGAAUAACCCAACGAUUCCAAUAUGAUUUCAGUGGACACAACAACACAGCUGUUUGAUCCCAAGAAAUAUGAAUGAUUAUCUUAUGUUGCUAAUACACGUAAAUAAACCAUUACUAAUACUGGUAAAUCUAAAAGUAGAGUCAUUAAAAAUAUAUUUAAGCAUUUCACUCUUCAAACUUUGACAAAGUUACCAACUAUUGAACUGUAAAAUGUAAUUAAUUUGUAUGAAAAUCUGUACGCGAUAAAAAAUGUAUCUCACCAUUUAAGAAACUUUGAAACUAGAAAAAUAUUAGGUAUUUAUUAUAUCAUGCUGUUUCUGUGUGUAUCAUGAUAUUGAAAAUAUUCCAAGUA
Limulus polyphemus (Atlantic horseshoe crab) is the source of this 1678-nucleotide messenger RNA. RefSeq names its product trissin receptor-like. Gene Ontology annotation, molecular function: neuropeptide Y receptor activity. Lineage: Eukaryota; Metazoa; Arthropoda; Merostomata; Xiphosura; Limulidae. The transcript is spliced from 3 exons. The record is from RefSeq and is a predicted model, not a curated record. Gene Ontology annotation, cellular component: plasma membrane. Gene Ontology annotation, biological process: G protein-coupled receptor signaling pathway. The coding region runs from base 80 to 1384 and encodes 434 amino acids.